Messenger RNA from Acanthamoeba castellanii str. Neff, 1062 nucleotides. RefSeq lists its product as uncharacterized. NCBI's taxonomy places the organism in Eukaryota, Discosea, Longamoebia, Acanthamoebidae. The transcript is spliced from 10 exons. The coding region runs from base 1 to 1062 and encodes 353 amino acids. The record is from RefSeq and is a predicted model, not a curated record.
AUGAAGAGAGCUCCCAUCAGCAAUUCGACGGACCGCUGCAGCGAGCCCUUCGGCAUGGCGUGCGAGGGAGUGAACGUCAACCCACAGACCUACAACGGCAGCUUGGCCGGAUGCACCGUCAACAAGGUGAACUGCGCAAGUGGACCCAUCCCCACGCUGGCCAAGGACGAGUGUGUCCUGCGUGACUUGACGUGCAAUGGUGCCCACGUUGGUGCGGCUGAUGCCCCGCCCGGCGCUGCGGCCACCUGCUCGGUCUACCAGCUGAUGUGCAACAACACUCUGUUGAACUUUGAUCCCAGCAUGACUGCCUGCGACGGCAAGGUCGGCGAGGAAAAGUGCGAGUCGGUGUGCAAGGACGCGGGAGAUGUGUGCAUGUGCACGCUCGAUCGCGUCGGCAGUACCUGCGCCCGGUGGCGCCCCUACACGUGCUCCUUCCGCCUGCUCUCGCCGACGCCCAACUGCAAGCCCAUUCCCGGAGUCGACAGCGAUCCGGUGUGCUUUGUGUUCCACCGCACGCAGACGGUAAAGUUCGAGUACAGCAUCGACUGCGCCUUCGACAACGAACUCGACCCGCUCGCGCUCAACUCACAGGAAUUCGAGUACUUCCUUCGCACAGACAAGUUCGCGGUGAGCAAGGCCCAGACGGAUUUGUGGACCUUCCAGGCACAGCUGAAGGUGUUCGACUUCAAGUGGAUCACCGACCGCACCGCCACUCAGGUCACGGACCUGACGCCGCUGCAGCUGGCGGGCAACAACAGCGUUGCGUUCAACCUCAACUUCGAGCAGAUCCCCGAACGCUUCUUCGCUGGCAACCGACUCUACUUUGAGUUUGGACUGUCGCGGGACUCGGCUGUGGCGGGACGCACGAUCAAGUACGACCGGCGCUUCCUGGACUUCGAGGGACUCCACAUCUCGCGCACGAAUCACAGCGCACUCAGCGCCGUGCAGAUCUCGUGGAUCAUCGCCAUCUCGAUCUUUGGUUUCUUCUUCCUGGUGCUGGUGGGCUACUGGAUCCGGAACAAGAUUAUCGCUUGCCGUCGUCCCAAGGAGCACGAUUACUAA